This is a messenger RNA of Marchantia polymorpha subsp. ruderalis, 1281 nucleotides long. The record is from the annotation of a GenBank genome assembly. NCBI's taxonomy places the organism in Eukaryota, Viridiplantae, Streptophyta, Marchantiopsida, Marchantiales, Marchantiaceae.
CAAAUUCGCGCUCUUGCGUCGAAAGUCAGUCGCAGGCCCUGGCCCUGGCGCCAUGGCGCGAACAGGAGAUUGCAUUUACUCCUCUUGAAACAUCGAACGUGAUCGAUCGUGAGGUCGUCUGCUCUGCCCAUCGUAAGAGACGAAAGCCGAGACAAGACGGGCCGUGAGGUCAAUGGGCAGAUGAAACCUCCCGUUCCUUCUCAUCCUCAUUCUCAUUCAUUAUGCUCGCUUAUCCAUCUCACUCUGCCCGACUCGAACCACGAAGCGAGCUCGGUUCGAUGAAUCAUGCAUCUCUUCCGGUCCAUCGAAGACGAAUGCGGCUAUAGCCUUGUGAGCAUGCAUAGUAGGGUCUGAUCUCUGCAGCAGCCAUAUCCACUCGGGAUCUGCAACGACUGUGUCCAUGUGCGAGUCCCACUUGCUGUGGGCGUGGAUUCCAUGCCUCCAGCCCCUCCAGGCACCACUAUAACAACGCCCCUCCAUUAUGCGUCUGCCGAAAAGCAGCACGAGAAGAAGAAGAAGAAGAAGCUCCAGAGGACCGACCCCCCACCCCAGGGGGUCCUAACUUCCGGCACCGUGGGCUCGUUUUUCUCAUUCUGGUGGUGCAUCUGCGACCGUGCCUCCUUCCCCAAGAGCCGGACUCGCCGAACGAGUCGUGCAGGACUGCUACCUGCUCUCGGCCCCUUUCGGUCGCUAGUAGCCCUUUCGUUUCCCUCUUGUGGAGCACACUAGGCGAGAAUCCGAGGACUCAUCUACAUAAAGCGGAAAGGCUCAAAGAUGGGAAGGCGCUUUCAAGAGGGGGCUAGGCCACAAUAUUACUGUACUGGGAGAAAAUGGAUUUGCCAUGGGUGCAUCCAAAUGAGCAUCGCAUAUUGUAAUUUCGCGUAUAUGGUUUUGAUAAGAUGGAGAUGUAUGUUUAGCGAUGGAUACAUGUUACGGAUACAGGAUUAUACAAUGACCUCAUUGCACAUGUACCUUCAAGGAUGAAAGAGCGGAACAAUUAUGCAUCUACUUGCAUGUUCAUAUUCUUGAAUACUUUGGUAGUAGUCGCUACAGUAGUCACUUAUCAUUUCCCCUCUUUGAACAUUAGCACAAGUACAACAUGUAAUCAAGAGUUUGAGAAGAAAGAUAUAUAUAUAUAUAUAUAUACACACAUGUAUAUCUGAACUAAUUUAAGGGGGGCGGCUAGUUAUCUCUCGACUAAGUAGGUUUUGGGCCAAUUAGCCCUCACCCUACUGUAUGGAGCUCACUCAUUGGCCGUAUGGGGUUACGAGGUCCGUGUGG